This is a messenger RNA of Nanorana parkeri, 698 nucleotides long. It is a transcript of the gene RAB42, whose product is annotated as RAB42, member RAS oncogene family. Lineage: Eukaryota; Metazoa; Chordata; Amphibia; Anura; Dicroglossidae. Gene Ontology annotation, molecular function: GTPase activity; GTP binding. The record is from RefSeq and is a predicted model, not a curated record. The coding region runs from base 71 to 688 and encodes 205 amino acids. The transcript has 2 exons.
GGGAGACACAUGACAAAGGAGGGAGACAAAUGGACAGCUGAGAUUCCACUUAUAUGGUCACUGCUCCAACAUGGCAUGUGCAUGGGACUUUCAGUUUCGGGUCCUGCUGCUGGGGGACUCUGGAGUGGGGAAGACUUCUCUCCUGAGGAGAUAUACUAAUGAAGAAUUUACAGAGACCACCGGACCCACCGUGGGGGUAGACUUCUGCUGCCGGAUCGAAGAACCAGAGGAUGGAGUUAGAGUCAGGCUGCAGUUCUGGGAUACAGCUGGUCAGGAGCGAUAUCGGGCUGUAACAAGAUCUUAUUACAGAAAUGCUGCUUGUAUUAUCCUCUUAUUUGACCUCACUUCACGGAAGACAUUUGAGAACAUCCAAAACUGGUACCAGGAAGUGACGGAGCGAGCCCAGCCUCAUCCUCUGAUUUUCUUACUGCUGGGAACCAAAAGUGACUUACGAGAUCUGCGAGAUGUCACUCGAGAGGAGGCACAAAAUAUAGCAAACUCUCUAAAUGCUCCAUAUCUAGAGACUUCUGCACGGACUGGCAGCAAUGUUUCUGCAGCCCUCUCUCUUAUAUGCAGAGAACUGCUACGAGCAGCAAGAGAAGAAAAAACAACCACAAUGGAGCACAGCAUGGUGGGAUUCUCAAUAGGCGAGGAGGCACAGACACAUAGGACCCUAUGCAUAUGCUGACAAGAAGCAA